Molecule: messenger RNA, 1994 nt
Organism: Dendrobium catenatum
Lineage: Eukaryota; Viridiplantae; Streptophyta; Magnoliopsida; Asparagales; Orchidaceae
Product: transcription factor TCP4
Exons: 2
Coding region: 374-1609 (411 amino acids)
Biological process (GO): regulation of secondary shoot formation
Cellular component (GO): nucleus
Molecular function (GO): DNA-binding transcription factor activity; sequence-specific DNA binding
Source: RefSeq, a predicted model, not a curated record
GGGAAAGGCUGUGCUUCUUUCCACAAAGCAAUAAAGGAUGCGAGAAAAAACCAAAAGCUGAAAGGAUCGCUGUCCAAGAAAGAGAGAAAAAGAGGAGGGAGGCGCUGAGAGAGCCCUCGCUCCUUCGAGUUUUGGUAUUAUGCCUUGAGAUGGGCGGCCCACUGAGAUCACCAAGAUCUUUUAUGAGUCUUUGAAGCUUGUCUCCUCCGCCGAAAGCUUUCGUUUUUCUUCCUUGGUUGAACUCGUCUUCCCCUCCCAGCAAGGCGAGGCCUUUUUCUAGCUCCUGCCUCCUUUUUCUCACAACCAUGUCCUUUAAGCAACUGUUCGUGGGUCUCCCUCUACAUGUUUACAGUAAUGGAAUUCUGGAUCUUGGAUGGCCAAAUAUUUUCGGAGAGGAAGCAGGCAGAGCAGAAUUUCUGCUCAUCGGAGAGUCCUGAAGCAAGUUUCUUUGAGAACGAGAAAGCCUGUUGAAUUAAAGCUGGAUCCCCACUUCCGACUCCCAAUUCCCAACCGAAGAGGAGAAGAAGAAACAGAACAAGCAGAACAAGGCGUCGGCUUUCAUAUCCACCAGCUUAAAAAACCUUUCUUUUCUUCCUCGCCGUCGGCCGCAGCCACGGCUUCUUCCGACUAUGUCCCGCCGGCUCCGGCGCAGCGGAAGCAUAGUUAUUCGAGGCUUAGCGGAAUGAGGAGCUCCGCCGGAGAGAUCGUCGAGGUACAGGGCGGCCACAUUGUCCGCUCCAUUGGCCGUAAAGACCGCCACAGCAAGGUUUGCACGGCCAAAGGCCCAAGAGAUCGCCGAGUUCGUCUUUCCGCCCACACUGCCAUUCAGUUCUACGACGUCCAAGACCGCCUCGGCUACGACCGCCCCAGCAAAGCCGUCGAUUGGCUCAUCCAGAACGCCAAAGCCGCCAUUGACGAACUCGCAGAGCACCCCGCCUGGCACCCUUCCUCGGCCGAAGAAAUCUCCAGCAAGAAGCCCAUGCCACAACCUGAGCCCGCUGCUUCUUCUGCUUUCAGUUUCAGCAACAUAGCCAGCUCCAGCUUCCUCCCUCCUUCCUUAGAUUCCGACACCAUUGCCGACACAAUCAAGUCAUUUUUUCCGGUAACCUCCGCCGCCACCGUCCACGACGGCUCGAACAAAAGUCAUCACUUCCAGGAUCUCCGUCUCUCCCUCCAGUCCAUUCAAGAUCGGACCUUUGACCAUCCGAACCCAAUUCCACACCAUCAUUUCUCAUUCGACACUGUUCCGGCGGGCUUCGCAGACCAGAACCCGAGAAUGGUUUCAUGGAACGCUGUGGCCGGCGGCAGCGAAGGUGGCGCCGGAGCUUAUACGUUCAAUAUGCCGCCUGUAUUGUUCGGCCAAGGCCAGCUUCCUACACAGAGGGGGCCCCUUCAGUCCAGUACCACUUCCUUGCUUCGUCCAUGGAUGGAACCCAUUGAUCACCAAAUGCAACAGGCGCUCAUUCCAGAAGUUUCCUCCAUUGGUUUUUCCUCCGGCGGCCGCAACUUCUCUGGGUUCCGUUUUCCGGCGGAGAUUCACAGCGACGAGGUUCUCGACGACGGCAUCUCCGACAAGCCAUCUUCGGGAUCCUCUGCUUCUCAUUACUAGUGAAAGCGCAACUCAAGGAGUCCUAGGGGAGUCGUCUUUAUCCCGUAACUUUCUACACAGCAGUGAUAACAGAAACCAGGUUUCUAUUUGCUUGUAUGCGCCAUUUUCUCGUCUUUCCUUGCUUUGAUUUCCAUUGGCUUCUGAGUUUCUUGUUCUCUUUUGUUUCUGUUCCUGCAACGUUUGUCGACUGAGCUAUUCUCAAAUGCCCAGGAAUGUAUCCUGGAGUUGAGUUAUGUUUUGAUUUUUAGGAGGUGAAGAAGAAGCAAGGCAAUAGCUUGAAAUCAAAGCCUUGACUUGUGGAAGAACCUUGAUGUAGUUUUCAUGUUGAUUAGUUCUGUGUCUGCAAAAUUAUAUAUAAAAAAAAACUGUAUGGUCGUUUUCUCAA